Messenger RNA from Paramecium octaurelia, 306 nucleotides. The record is from the annotation of a GenBank genome assembly. NCBI's taxonomy places the organism in Eukaryota, Ciliophora, Oligohymenophorea, Peniculida, Parameciidae.
AUGAUUUAACCAAUUUCUAUUAAUCUUAAAGAAGAAAAAGUGUGGUAUGAUAAGGGUAAUAAAUUGUUAUAUAUCGUAUUAAGGUUCAGCAUUAGCCGAUAAAAAUCAAUUUCAAGAAGCAAUUUAAUGUUUUAAUGAAGCUAUUUUUAUUAAUCCUAAAUAUGAUUUCGCUUUGAUUGCCAAGGGUAAUUUAUGUUUAUUGUAAAAUUAUUAGGUAAUGCAUUAACUAAAUUGGAACAAUAUCAAGAUGCAAUUAAUUGUUACACCUAAACUGUUUAUAUUAAUCCUAAAUCUGAAACUGCAUGA